AUGAAACGAAAAGAAAAGAGCGUCACCGGCACGAGGGUGUUUGACCGACAGAUGUGUGAUGUGGAGCAGCAUCGUGAGGUGAAGACGUCUUCCUCGCGGCAGCUGCAGGCGGUAAGAACAUCAGAGCUUCUCGAGCGCAUCCGUGGCAAUGAUCCGACGCUGCGGAGCCUGCGCGUGUCUCCUGAACUCCUCAAAUCACCAGAAGUCUUGAAGGCGCUGCUGCGGAAUAACAGCAUUCGCAGCGUUGUUUUUGUAAAUACGAUCCCAAAAACGGUUUCAGAGGCAGCGUGGGCAAGGUUUCUUGCCUGCCUGUUUCAUCUACCACUGCACAGUAUUAAUGCAGGAGGUGGCAUGCAGUUGCCAGCGCAUUUCAUGAGGCACUUGCUGGAGCUUGUGGAGUAUUCUUGUGGUGUUGGACGGGGCUGUAAAUGGCUCCCAGAGGAGAGUGACAUCCUCAAUGUAAAAGCUGCAGCGCCAGCAGCAGAUGGGGUUGCGAGUGCGGCGGCAAACUUUGUUGCGGAUGACUUGAAGGCUGAGGCGGCAUUGCAAUUCCUUGACCUGUCGGGAAGUCACAUUACGGAGUCGCAUGCAAGAUGGUUGGCGCGGACGCUGUUCCAUCCUCGAUGUUCGCUGCGGCAUGUUGACCUUUCAGAGUGCCUCCUGGGCACUGUGGGCCUACAGAACUUGCUGCUGGAGGAGUCAGCUUUAACCUCACGCCUCACCGCUGAGGUCGUGGCUGCCACACAAAUUGAGGUUUUAGACCUGCGGUGGAAUGGCGUGACGGAGGAUUUUGGCCUUCGCGUCUUUCUUGACUCCUUGGAGGCGUAUUCCACCUGCAUCACGUGUGUGGUGGCGCAUGGGAACUACCUCUCUCCUGGAUUGCACCAGCGACUCGCGGAGCGAAAGGCUAGGAUGUGGCCAGUCAUUGUGGGCCGGCGUCAGGCGAGGCACGCCGAGGCGGAGGAGCUGAAGCGCAUACGACGGCGGAGGCAGCAGGCCGCUUAUUCUUCUUCUUAUGGGUCUGUGUUGAACCUCCUUCUAUCUGUUGCCGCCGAGUCAUCGUCGUCCUUUCCGUUUCUUCACCUGCUGGACUCUCUCCUGCGUAUGGAGGAGUAA
Messenger RNA from Trypanosoma conorhini, 1116 nucleotides. RefSeq lists its product as uncharacterized. The transcript has a single exon. Lineage: Eukaryota; Euglenozoa; Kinetoplastea; Trypanosomatida; Trypanosomatidae. The record is from RefSeq and is a predicted model, not a curated record. Bases 1 to 1116 code for a protein of 371 amino acids.